Messenger RNA from Acaromyces ingoldii, 3339 nucleotides. RefSeq names its product ARM repeat-containing protein. Gene Ontology annotation, biological process: protein import into nucleus. Bases 378 to 3188 code for a protein of 936 amino acids. NCBI's taxonomy places the organism in Eukaryota, Fungi, Basidiomycota, Exobasidiomycetes, Exobasidiales, Cryptobasidiaceae. The record is from RefSeq and is a predicted model, not a curated record. Gene Ontology annotation, molecular function: nuclear import signal receptor activity; small GTPase binding. Gene Ontology annotation, cellular component: nucleus; cytoplasm. The transcript has 5 exons.
UUCACUUUUUUUACCUUCGAGGGCUUUUUAGAAAGCGAGACAGAGAGAGAGAGCGCAGCCGUCUUCGAUUUUUUUGUGCCAUUUGAGAAGAUCGCAUGUGUGACCUCGAUAGACCUUCCUUUUUCCUUAUAUCUCCUUACCUCUUCUCCGGCGUGCUCUUGCUCCCUUUCGAUCUACCUCACCGCCUCGUCUCUCUCAGCAAACGACGUGCUCCUGCGACUGAGUCAGACACGAGUAGAUUCGAGACGACGAGAGCUGCUUCUCUGGGAAGAGUCUAUAGGCCGACGAUAGGAGUGACAGCCAACAGCAAGCGCUAGCUGAGCUGCGCGUGUGCUUUCAAGGGGGUCCCUAUCGUCUCAGCACGGACACACGUCACCAUGGCGGCGGCGUGGCAACCGCAAGAGGCGGGCGUCGCCGAGCUUGUCCAGCUCUUCAAGGACUCGCAGACGCCCGGCAAGGAGACACAGAUGCGUAUUGCCGAGCGGCUCGAGGCGAUGAGCAAAGCGCCCGAAUACCCAAACUACCUCGUCUUCAUCCUCACGCAACUCCCCAACGAGGAUUCGAGUGUGCGGUCCAUCGCCGGCCUCAUCCUCAAGAACUUUCUUCACCAGAGCAAUGAGACCAUUGCACCGGCCUCGAUGGAGUACGUCAAGGUGGCCAUCCUCCCAGCGCUGGGAUACUCGGACCAGAUGCUCAGAAGGGCGACGACGCAGGUCGUGGCCAUGAUCAUGGGCAUUGUUGGGCCAGAGAACUGGGUUGAUGGCCUGCAGAAGCUGAUGGAGCUCAUGGCGUCGAGCAACCUCGACGAGGCAGAGGGAGCCUUCAGUGCCUUUGCCAAGAUCUGCGAAGACUUCACGCGCAAGAUGGAAGAGUGCGAGAUCAACGGGACAAAACCUCUCGAUAUCCUCGUACCCAAGUUCCUCGAGGCCACCCAACACCCCGACGUUCGAAUUCGGAUCCACGCACUCAAUUGUCUCAACCAGUUUGUGUCGAGCGGUCCGUCUGCGCUACAGGAUCACAUCGACACUUUCAUCUCGGCCCUCUUCAAGCGAGCGGCAGACGAGAACCCUUAUGUGCGGAGAUUCGUCUGUCAAGCUCUCGUCCUCAUCCUCGGAUAUCGUCCCGAGAAGCUUGUCUCCGAGAUGCCCAACGUCGUCGAUUACAUGCUCUACUCGACACAGGACAAGAAUGACGAGGUAGCUCUUGAAGCCUGCGAAUUCUGGCUCCAGUUUGCCGAGCUGCCCGACCUCGCCGAUCAGCUCCGCCCUUAUUUGCCUAGAGUCGCCCCUGUGCUUCUCAAGGGCAUGGUCUACAACGAGAUUGACCUCCUUAUGCUCGGCGGAGACGAGGACGAUGCGGCGGUUCCAGACAAGGCUGAGGACAUCAAGCCGCAGCACUACGGGGGAAAGUCACAUCGAAAUGAGCGAGUCGAGGACGCUGCGACAAAUGGGGGAGGAAGCGCAGGGCCGUCAAAGCAAUCUAGAGGUGGUAUCGAAGCCGCAACACAAGGUGAUGAUGACGAUGACGACGACGAUGAGGAGGAUUACGACAGCGAUGAAGACGACGAUGAUGAUGGCGUGGCCGACUGGAACCUGCGGAAAUGCUCGGCGGCCGCGCUCGACGUCAUGGCAGUGCAGUUCGAGCAGGAUAUCCUCGAGAUUCUUUUGCCGUUGCUCAAGGAGAGACUCUUCAGCCAGGACUGGCUUCAGCGGGAGGCUGGCAUUCUCGCUUUAGGGGCCAUAGCUGAAGGCUGCAUCGCUGGCGUGGAACCCCAUCUCCCCACCCUUAUCCCCUUGCUCGUCAGCACGCUCAACGAUCCGAAACCUCUGGUGCGCUCCAUCGCCUGCUGGACCUUGGGUCGCUACUCGAGCUGGUGCGUCGCCGACAAGUCACCCGAGCACCAGCGGCAGUUCUUCCUCCCAGCCAUGGAGGGUCUUCUCCGAAUGGUCCUCGACAACAACAAGCGUGUUCAAGAGGCCGGUUGCAGCGCGUUUGCGACGCUCGAAGAAGAGGCAGGGCCGGACCUGGCACCCUACCUCGAGCCUGUCCUCAAGACCCUCGUCUUUGCCUUUGAAAAGUACCAGCAAAAGAACCUCAUGAUCCUCUACGAUGCCAUCGGCACCUUGGCCGACUCGGUCGGUUCGGCCUUGAACAGACAAGAGUACGUCGAAAUUCUCAUGCCACCUCUCAUCACCAAGUGGCAGGGCCUCGACGAUUCGGACGCCGACCUGAUCCCCCUGCUCGAAUGUCUUUCGUCGGUGACGAUUGCCGUCGGUCCCGGCUUUUACCCAUAUUCGCCCCCCGUCUUCCAGCGGUGUAUUGGUAUCGUCCACAACACACUCGUGGCUUUCCAGCAGGAGAUCCAACGACCGGUCGAGGAGCAGGAGCUCCCUGAGCGGACCUUCAUCAUUGUCUCACUAGAUCUUUUGAGUGGCUUGACGCAGGGCCUCGGUUCGGGCGUGCGAGAGCUGGUGGCACAGAGCAAUCCCUCACUAUUGCCUUUGCUAGGCAUGUGCAUCACACAUCCCGAUCAUCCGGUGCGGCAAUCGGCAUACGCGCUGCUCGGCGAUCUGGCGAUUUCGGCAUUUGACUUGCUCCGACCGACGCUGCCACAAAUCAUGCCCGAGCUAGUGGCACAGAUUGAGCCGGAGCCGAAGAUGGACACGGUGAGCGUGUGCAACAAUGCGGCCUGGUCGGCGGGCGAGAUUGCGCUGCAGUAUGGCGAAGCACAGCAAGGGGCCGAGCUCCAACAAUGGGUUGCACCCCUGAUUCAGCGGUUGAUCCCUGUUCUCUUGAACCCAAAGUCGCACAAAUCGCUCAGCGAGAACGCGGCCGUAACCAUCGGGCGGCUCGGCCUCGUCUGCCCGCAGCUCGUGGCCCCUCACCUGGAAGUGUUCAUCGAGAGCUGGUGCCAGGCGCUGUGGGACAUCAAGGACAAUGACGAAAAGGACAGCGCGUUCAAGGGGCUGUGCGAAAUGAUCCAGCUCAAUCCAAAUGGCGCGGCAAAGGGCUUUGUCUACUUUUGCAACGCCGUCGUGAGAUGGACGACGCCGAGUCAGCAGCUCAACGACAUGUUUAUCAAGAUCCUGACGGGCUUCAGAGAUAUGAGCGGAGAGAACUGGGAGGUGCAAAAACGCCAAUUCCCGCCCGUCAUUGUCCAGCGGCUUCACGAUCGAUAUGGGCUUUGAUAUCUCUCUCCCUCACCAUACGCCUUACUCUCUCCUCUCUUUUUGUUUCCCAAAGCGAGUCACUCAAACGGAGGAAUACAGUGAUUGAGCCCAGACAAGACUCGGUUGGCACUGCCGCCGUGCGCAGAAGCUAAGCUGCCAAGAUGAACGC